Molecule: messenger RNA, 3121 nt
Organism: Olea europaea var. sylvestris
Lineage: Eukaryota; Viridiplantae; Streptophyta; Magnoliopsida; Lamiales; Oleaceae
Product: serine/threonine-protein kinase D6PKL1-like
Exons: 2
Coding region: 744-2579 (611 amino acids)
Biological process (GO): protein phosphorylation
Cellular component (GO): cytoplasm; nucleus; plasma membrane
Molecular function (GO): ATP binding; protein serine/threonine kinase activity
Source: RefSeq, a predicted model, not a curated record
UAGUUGCAUGUUAUUACGUAACUUCUGCAUUUGUUCAUUAGCUUACCUGCUUGACUCCAUCUUUACUUUUUGGCUUACUUUUGGGUGAUCCUUGGCACUUGUUUGUAGAUUUUUCCUGGAGUUCAUCUUUAUGGGUUUCUGGAAGUGUUUUUGUAUUUAUAAAGCCUCUUCAUUGGGAGGAAGUGUCUAAAUGGAGUCGUUUCGUUGACUAGCAUCGUCUUCCUCAGUUACUAUUUCUUUUUCUAAAGGAAUUCAAUAAAGUACACCCUGCAGCUUUGAAUUGAUGCCUUUUGAUCAUAUAAAUUUCGUGCUUAUAACUAAAAUUUAGGCCCUGGUUGAUUAUCUUUUAUCAUUGGCUAACUUGCUACAAUUUGAGGACAGUUCAGAAUUCUGAUAUCUCGAUCCCCUGUCUUGAGACUGGGAUCAAGUAUUUGAAAAAUGUAAAUUUGGAGUCUAUUGCGUUAUAAAGUCUGAUUUACAUUUGAUGCUUCGACUCGUUUUCUAGAUUCAUGUUGUUAGCUUAAAACGGUGUAAACUGCCGUUCUAGCUAUGUGGUAAUUCAAUUGCACUCCGCUAUAUGAAUUCAAGAAGGUGUCUUUUUGCAGUUAAGCUCAUCAGUGUUUAGACAAGAUGGAGAAUAAACAUUUGGAUGUUAAUUGAAACCAUAUGGUUUUUACAGUUGAUGCAAAAUAUGAAAAGAUAUUAGUUGGAUCUCGCUUAAGCAGAUUGUUUUUGUUUCUCAGAUGGCCCCAAAAACUGGCAAUAGACCUUCCCUAGAACUGCAACGGAACACUAUUGGCUCUCAGGAAACGGUUGAAGCAAAUGAUUGCAGAUCUUUACCGUCUGAUGUCUCAAAGCAGACCAAAUCCAAGCUGGUUAAUUGCAAACAAUAUGAAGAAUCAGGUAUAUUGACAGGGCUGGUUCUCUUAGAUGCUACUGAGACCAAAAGAUUGCUGACUAAUUCUACACAGUGUACCAAUUCUCCAACUGGUAACUCUGAUUCAAAUAUUUCUUCGACACAUGAUGAACAAGUAUUAACAGAUGUAGAUCCCGAAGUAUAUGAGAUUACAAGUUCUCAGGAAACUUCAGUUUAUUUGGAAAAGAAAACAGCUGAGCAAGGGAGCGUGAAGAAUACUUCAGUUUCUGCAAAGAAUAGUGAUGGACGCUGCAGUCCUGCGAAAAUGAAUAGAAGUGUGAAAAUAAGUGACCGUGCCGAUUUCAUUGAGAGUGGAAAAAAAAGUACGUGUCGAGGAAGCAAGAGUAGUGACGUGAGUGAUGAGAGCACUUGUAGCAGUUUAAAUAGUAGUGUCAACAAACCCCAUAAAGCAAAUGAUUUGAAUUGGGAGGCUAUCCAAGCUGUCCGAAUCCGUGAUGGGGUACUAGGUUUGAGCCAUUUUAGGCUGCUGAAGAGAUUAGGUUGUGGAGAUAUUGGGAGUGUUUACCUGGCCGAGUUGAGUGGAAUGAAAUGUCACUUUGCUAUGAAAGUUAUGGACAAAGUAUCUCUAGCAAGUCGUAAGAAGCUUAUUCGUGCUCAGACGGAAAGAGAGAUACUACAGUCUCUGGACCAUCCAUUUCUUCCAACUCUCUACGCCCACUUUGAGACUGAUAAGUUUUCUUGUUUGGUAAUGGAAUUCUGUCCUGGAGGAGACCUACAUGCACUUAGACAGAGGCAGCCAGGAAAAUAUUUUACCGAACAAGCAGUGAAAUUUUAUGUUGCAGAAGUAUUGCUUGCUCUGGAAUAUCUACACAUGCUUGGGAUUGUAUAUCGUGACCUUAAACCGGAGAAUGUACUUGUGAGGGAUGAUGGACAUGUAAUGCUCUCAGACUUUGAUCUUUCACUUCGUUGUGCUGUCAGUCCAACUUUGGUCAAGACUGCAUCCUUGGAGUCAGAGCCAGUGCGUAAAACUUCUACGUAUUGCGUCCAACCAGCUUGCAUUGAACCUGCCUGCAUUCAGCCAUCGUGUGUUGUUCCGACAACAUGUUUCUCUCCUCGUCUCUUUUCUAGCAAAUCCAAGAAAAAUCGUAAGCCCAAAAAUGAAAUUGUAAACCAAGUUACCCCAUUGCCCGAGCUGAUUGCUGAACCUACCAAUGCUCGGUCAAUGUCAUUUGUGGGAACUCAUGAAUAUCUUGCACCUGAAAUUAUCAAAGGUGAAGGUCACGGAAGUGCAGUGGACUGGUGGACUUUUGGGAUCUUUUUAUAUGAACUUAUGUUUGGCAAAACUCCAUUUAAAGGAUCUAGUAAUCGAGCUACAUUAUUCAAUGUUGUCGGGCAGCCUCUUCGUUUCCCAGAAUCUCCCAUUGUCAGUUUUGCCGCUAGGGAUUUGAUCAGGGGUUUGCUAGUGAAAGAACCACAGCAUAGGUUGGCUCAUAAAAGAGGCGCUGCUGAGAUUAAACAACACCCUUUCUUUGAAGGAGUUAAUUGGGCGUUGAUUCGCUGUGCCACCCCUCCUGAAAUCCCAAAGCCUGUUGAAUUCGAGAGACUAACCAUUCCACCACCCUCAGUGAAUGGAAAAACAGCUCAUCCCGCAAAUGUUCCAGAUCAAAAAAGUGAUAAAUAUCUGGAGUUUGAUUUCUUCUAGUUAAUAGUGGUAUUGUUGAAAUUUGUUCUUAAGUUACGGAGAACAAAUGUUGUGGACAUCCCGGAUGUUAAUGAUCAGGUUCACGAGAUUUCUGUGUAAUGGAGGGUUGAUUUAAAGUUAGAUAUCUGUUGUUGCUGCCUGUCAUAGUAUAUGAAUGCCAAUCAAUCGUUCUUGACCUCCCUCAAGAACUCUAUAAGAGGUUUGUCCUUCGGCAUCUGGGGCUCGAGGGUAUCUGUUUGGUCAACUGCACGGUUCUAGACGCACGCAGCGCAUGGCAGUCUUAUUUUGAGAGGACAUCGGAUGGAUUGCAUUUGACCACAGGAUGAACUUUAACAAUAGAAGUUCAGUUUUUAUAAAAUUUUUCAUGUAUAAUUCUGGAAAUUUUUCUUGAAUGCAAGGCAAUGUAGGACGGAAUUCAGAUAGUUUGCGAUCUUUGAACUGGAAAUUACUAGCCGUGUUACCUAAUCCAUUGUUAUUUUGUUUCUCUUCCAGGUCGCGUACCUGUAAAUAUAAUAAGAAGAACUUGGUUCUGCUUCAUUAAU